AUUCUUGUUUGAGUGUAAAAGUGUAAAAAGAUAAAAUAAAUAUAAUGUCUGGUCGCGGUAAAGGUGGAAAAGUGAAGGGAAAGGCAAAGUCGCGUUCAAACCGUGCUGGCCUACAGUUUCCCGUUGGUCGUAUUCAUCGGCUUCUUCGCAAGGGCAACUAUGCCGAGCGUGUUGGUGCCGGUGCUCCAGUUUACUUGGCGGCCGUUAUGGAAUAUUUGGCCGCUGAAGUUUUGGAGUUGGCUGGUAAUGCAGCGCGCGACAACAAGAAGACCAGAAUUAUCCCUCGCCAUCUGCAAUUGGCCAUCCGCAACGAUGAGGAGUUGAAUAAACUUCUUUCGGGCGUCACUAUUGCCCAGGGCGGUGUGUUGCCUAACAUCCAAGCGGUUCUGUUGCCUAAGAAGACCGAAAAGAAGGCUUAAACUACGAAUUAUUGCACAUCAAAACCAAAACCAAAACCAAACGUCCUUUUCAGGA
Molecule: messenger RNA, 474 nt
Organism: Drosophila navojoa
Lineage: Eukaryota; Metazoa; Arthropoda; Insecta; Diptera; Drosophilidae
Product: histone H2A
Cellular component (GO): nucleosome
Molecular function (GO): protein heterodimerization activity; DNA binding; structural constituent of chromatin
Source: RefSeq, a predicted model, not a curated record